This is a messenger RNA of Myotis lucifugus (little brown bat), 2784 nucleotides long. It is a transcript of the gene SSBP3, whose product is annotated as single stranded DNA binding protein 3. The transcript is spliced from 16 exons. The record is from RefSeq and is a predicted model, not a curated record. Bases 241 to 1101 code for a protein of 286 amino acids. Gene Ontology annotation, cellular component: nucleus. Gene Ontology annotation, biological process: positive regulation of transcription by RNA polymerase II. Lineage: Eukaryota; Metazoa; Chordata; Mammalia; Chiroptera; Vespertilionidae.
CUCUCUCUGCCCCCUGCCCGCGCUCCAGGUUAGCUUUAUACGUCUACGAGUAUUUACUGCACGUCGGAGCACAGAAAUCUGCACAGACCUUCUUGUCAGAGCGUAUUUUGGGACCUUUACUGUGCAGCUCCUGAAAGGCGAGACACUUGUGAACAUUCAAGUGAAGCAAAAGCCUUUCAUGAUUACAGUGCAGCAGCAGCCCCAAGCCCGGUGCUUGGCAACAUUCCCCCCAAUGAUGGGAUGCCUGGAGGCCCCAUCCCACCGGGUUUCUUUCAGGGUCCUCCGGGGUCACAGCCCUCGCCGCACGCACAGCCUCCACCCCACAAUCCCAGCAGCAUGAUGGGACCCCACAGUCAGCCUUUUAUGUCACCGCGAUACGCAGGCGGCCCCAGGCCCCCGAUCAGAAUGGGAAACCAGCCUCCGGGAGGAGUUCCUGGGACACAGCCACUGCUGCCCAAUUCCAUGGACCCCACACGACAGCAAGGGCACCCCAACAUGGGAGGAUCAAUGCAGAGAAUGAACCCUCCCCGAGGCAUGGGACCUAUGGGUCCCGGCCCACAGACUGACCCUUGGUUAUCGUUGCAGAAUUACGGCAGCGGCAUGAGACCACCACCCAACUCCCUCGGCCCCGCCAUGCCCGGGAUUAACAUGGGCCCGGGAGCUGGCAGACCCUGGCCCAAUCCUAACAGUGCUAACUCAAUUCCAUACUCCUCCUCAUCACCCGGUACCUACGUGGGACCUCCUGGCGGUGGUGGCCCCCCAGGAACACCCAUCAUGCCUAGUCCUGCAGAUUCAACAAAUUCCAGUGACAACAUCUACACAAUGAUUAAUCCGGUGCCGCCUGGAGGCAGCCGGUCCAACUUCCCAAUGGGUCCAGGCUCCGACGGCCCGAUGGGAGGCAUGGGCGGCAUGGAGCCCCACCACAUGAACGGAUCGUUAGGGUCAGGUGACAUAGAUGGACUUCCAAAAAAUUCUCCUAACAACAUAAGUGGCAUUAGCAAUCCUCCAGGCACCCCGCGAGACGACGGCGAGCUGGGAGGGAACUUCCUCCACUCCUUCCAGAACGACAAUUAUUCUCCAAGCAUGACGAUGAGUGUGUGACCCUCCUCUUCUCCGAGAUGCUGAGAGAGCCGGCAUUGCAGGCAGGAAGAUGCCAGAAAUUAUGCAAGAAGAAGUGAGGUGUCAUUGCCCAGGCGCUGGGGGAGGGGCACCUCCGCUCCCCCUCCACCCUGCCCUCUCCACUCCCCCACCUUUCCCAAUUUUAGUUUCAUGCAAUAAAAAGGCCGAACUUUUUAUUCCAUAAAACAUGAAGGACAAAACUCAAAAUAAAAAUAUAUUUCAAGUCAUUGACCAGAAAAAUCCCACCCCUUGCCCUUCCCAAAAGGAUCUUUUAUGUACAUGACACUUUUUUGUUGUCUUUUGUUUGGGUUUUGCCAUUGUUGGGAUUUUUUUUUAUUUGUUUUCUGGGGUUGGGGUUGGGGGGGGGGAUUUUUAAAAAAGGAAGCUUCUAGCAAACCCCCACCCCAUUUCACCCCAACCAACCUCUUUGCUUUCUUCUUUAAAAAAAAAAAAAAGGACAAAGGACAAAAAACCCCCACCAAGCCCUGCUGUCUGUACCCAAGCCCUUCCACCGGAGAGCUAGUCUCAGUGUGCGAUCUCACGCUGUCUUUGUAGCCACCUAAGAAUAAUAAUGAUGAUAAUGAUAAUAAUAAACUGGGCCGUUUACAAUCAGUGGUUUCUUUCCAAGGGCCUUUUUUGGAAAGCAAAUGGAAGUCGCCCUUUUCCAUUAGAGGGUUUUGGCUUGUGCAGAUGGGCAAGGGAGGGGCGGGGACUGUUUUGUUUUUUUGCUUAGUUUUCUCCUGGGCAAGGUGGCAACAGCAGCUGCACAGCUUGGACCCCAGAAUGUCCCCCACCCCGUUAUGUGGCCGGAGGGCCAGGCCGCCUGGUUCAGGCUUCAGGACUCCACCAGGCGGAGACUCGCUGGAGACUCGCUGCAGCCAGUGGUGGCGUGCACUGUGUUCCCAGGACUGCUCCUCCAGGGACCCCCCUGCAGCCCCGCCUCGGCCCCCACCCGUUUUCCCAGCGAGAAGCCUGCCAGCUGGGUGGUGGUCUGGAGCGAGUGGGGAGCCCACCCCCGACAGGAUGGCUGUGAUUGGGACAUGAAACUGACCUCCGUCCUCGUCCCCUGGCCCUCGCGUCCUCGGUGUGCUGGCAGUGUAGCGCUGGAGUUUGGGGUUUUUUUUUUCUGUUGAUUCUUCCUCCUUUUUCAAAGACGGGAUAUUGACCAGAACUGCUCUGCAUAUGCUUGGAACUGAAUGGAAAGACUUUGGAAUAGCUGUGGGGGUGGGGGGACACCAGCCACCAAACAGACGCGCUGUUUCCGGUCCUGUUUUUAUUUUUAAAAACCGACACGUGACAGUGGAGCCUGUCCCCUCCCAGGAGGGGUGACUCGGCCUCCCUCACCUCAGCACCCCCCGGAAACCUCUGUGUCUGGCCCCGGAGACACCCGAAUUCUUUGUACAUUUACUCCCCGCCCCCUCCCCGUAGCUGGUCUUUGUUUCUCCCCUUUCUGAUCCAUGUAUAUCAUAUUAUGUGAGAUAUCAUCUGCCUGAAAAAAGACCUUGUGCGGAUUAUUGGGAACAUUGUAGCUGUUUCUGUGUUUUUUCUUACCUUGUAGUCUGGUUCUGAAUUAAGAGAGGAAAAAAAAAAGUAAUUAUGAUACAUUGUAGUUUGUGUACGAUAUAUGUUGAUAACGUUUUAUUAAAGGGACAUCUUUUUUCCGCA